Molecule: messenger RNA, 1718 nt
Organism: Phyllostomus discolor (pale spear-nosed bat)
Lineage: Eukaryota; Metazoa; Chordata; Mammalia; Chiroptera; Phyllostomidae
Product: olfactory receptor 8J1-like
Exons: 1
Coding region: 25-972 (315 amino acids)
Biological process (GO): G protein-coupled receptor signaling pathway; sensory perception of smell
Cellular component (GO): membrane
Molecular function (GO): G protein-coupled receptor activity; odorant binding; olfactory receptor activity
Source: RefSeq, a predicted model, not a curated record
AACAGAUGAAUUCCACACUUUUUCAUGGCUCCUGAAAAUUUCACCUGGGUCACUGAGUUUAUUCUCACAGGUGUCUCAGACCGCCCAGAGCUCCAGAUCCCACUCUUCUUUGUUUUCCUGGUCAUCUAUGGGCUGACCAUGGCAGAGAACCUGGGCAUCAUCACCCUCACCACUGUCGACUCUCGACUUCAGACCCCCAUGUACUUUUUCCUCCGGCACUUGGCUAUGGUCAAUCUUGGCAACUCUACUGUCAUUGCCCCUAAAAUGCUGAUCAAUUUCUUAGCAACGAAGAAAACCAUCUCAUACUAUGAAUGUGCCACCCAACUGGGAGGGUUUUUGGUUUUCAUUGUAGCUGAGGUUUCCAUGCUAGCUGUGAUGGCCUAUGACCGGUACGUGGCCAUUUGUAACCCCCUGCUCUACAUGGUGGUUUUAUCCCGCCAGGUCUGCCUUCUGCUCGUGUCCCUCACUUACCUCUACAGCUUUUCCACAGCUAUUGUGAUGUCAUCGUCUGUGUUCUCUGUGUCUUACUGCUCUUCCAAUGUAAUCAAUCAUUUCUACUGUGACAGUGUCCCUCUGUUAGCAUUGUCUUGCUCUGAUGUUUCCUUUCCAGAAAUGAUCAUUUUUGUAUCUGCAGGUACAAACUUGGUUUGUUCCAUGACUAUAGUUCUAGUAUCUUACUUCAAUAUUGUUCUGUCCAUUUUAAGGAUACGUUCAUCAGAAGGAAGGAAAAAAGCCUUUUCCACAUGCGCUUCACAUAUGACAGCAGUCAUAGUGUUUUAUGGGACACUAUUAUUCAUGUAUUUGCAGCCUCGAAGUAGCCAUUCAUUGGACACGGAUAAAAUGGCUUCUGUGUUUUACACACUUGUGAUCCCCAUGCUGAAUCCCAUGAUCUAUAGCCUGAGGAAUAAGGACGUGAAGGCUGCCUUAAAGAGAUUUCUGACCAAUGUGUGCUGUUCUAUUAAAUCAAUGUAAUUUCAGAACCUGUAAGUAAAGGGAAAGAUGGGUAAGAUAGGCUGCCAUUGUGUCAGAGAAAACAAAGGUCAGGGGGUGACUUACAGGUUUUCAAGUAAUGCUGUAAAUUAAAAGGGGCUAGGAUUUGGGAAUUAAAAAAAUAAACUAAAUGUCUUGUAGUUUAGAAAUAUACAGAAAUAUACACUUAGAAAUAUACAGAAAUGUACACUUAGAAAUACACAGAAACUAAGUAACUUUGUUAAGGAGUAUGCAGGUAGCUAGAUUGAAAGAAGUAUUUCUAGGAGUCAGGAGAAUCUAAGUUAACAACAAUUAAGUUAAAACUACGCAAUAAUAUAUAGAAGAGAGAAGUAAGUCAAUCUUUUUUAAUUUUUUACUUUUUUUUUAUUCCUGGAUAUGUUUGGGUACAAUGGAUCAUUUUAUCUUGCAGAAUUGUAAUUGCAGAUGGCUAAAAACCUUCUUACAGCUAAGUCAGCAAAAUUAAAGUGAUAGUGUAUUUAAAAUAAAACUCUCUAAAUCUUUCUUAAUAUCAUUCGAAUGAAAAAUAUACAGUACUAGUGAGUUCGUAUCCUAAAUGCUAACCAAUACAUGGUUGAAAUGAUUUUUAUUCCAAUUCAUAUAAUUUAUACAACUUUUUAAUGAAAGACACAUAAUAGCAUCAUUUAAUAUGCCUCAUUCUGUGUACUAUUUGAUAAACUUUGUAUAUAAAUUCUAAAAAACUUUUCUUUUUAAGUAUGAAAUGUACUGCA